CGCAACUCCUCUGACCAAAACCAGACACCCAAAUAACAGGAGAAGCGCUGCUGCUGGGACGGGACGCGACGGAUCCUGAGCUGAAAGGUGCUGCUGUUUAUUCUGAGGAAUGGGGCAAAGCUGGACGUGUUCACAGACGUUAACGAGCCUAGUUCAAAGCGAACACUGCAACGUCGCACCGUCUGCCGUUGAGGUCACUGUGGCACAAAGCAAGGCGUCCUUCGCGGUCACAGCGGAGAUUCCGUGACAUUACAGCGGCUUUGUUCGGGCGCUAAUUGAUGCGAAGGCACACUGCUUUGCCGUCGAUCUGAUCAUUUAUCGGGAGACUUGCGCUAAUGGAUCAUGGACAAGUAGAAUGAACGCAGCGGGACAACAGCACUGCAACCCAGAUUGUGUGCAUUACGAUAGAUCUGAUUACCGUUCCUAUUUAGAACAAGACGUCAAGUCCAGACAUCAACACAGUUAAAGAUUUGUGAGGUGAAACCAUGGCUUUAGUCCUCUCUAUGAACCCCUUUUGUGAACCUGAGGCCGAAGCCCUGCCACCAAUCUACCAGCAAAUCUGGGAGUCUGAACAUUGCAGCAAAAGAUGUGUCUCAACAUCCUCAUCACCAGGGGGCGACACCCAAAGGCUUAUAGAAGAGCCCCAUUACAGACGAGCCCCGGAUCAUAUGGUGAAUCGUUUGGCUGUAUCACGGAUAUCUUAUUUUAAGAGGAAAUUUGUUGAGGAUGAAGAAACUGUACUGAGAUUCAGGAGUUACUGUCACACUCAGGUGUCACCAAUGCUGGAAGAGCGUGCUCACAUUCUCCAUCUCUCUCUUGAGAAGCUGCGUUUCAUGGAUGACCCUGAGUCCUUCUUACGGCGAUCCGUGCUCAUCAAUAACCUCCUCCGGCGCCUCAGAAAUGAAAUCCUUCUUCAGAGCGACUGGUGCUUCACAUCAGGCCCUGCGGCCACAGUCUGUCCUCACCAAACCCCAGCCAUGAUCACAACUCUUCCCCCUCCUGCGCAACAGCCCUGCAAUAUGCCGCCACGGCCAUAUUGCAAACGUCUACGUCUGCUGAAGAGGGAGGGGCCGGAGUGUGUCCCUGCAUGCUGCUGUUUAUACGCAGCUGGUCGCUACCUCCAGCUUCCCCUGUCUAUAUAUGAACAGGAUGUAUACACCAACUCCCACCCAUCUUCAUCAUUUUCAUCAACAUCAUCAUCAUCGGUUAGAUUUCCACAACUGGUGGAUGAGGAUGAGGAGGACAGUGAUGAGGAAGAGGAGUUGGACUCUGUUUGUCCUAUGCUGGCUCGGCAUCAAGCUGAAACCAGAGAGCAGAACAGAACAUGGGAUGGUCUAAGGGUGCAGAGUCACAGGGAUGAGAAGACCUUGGAGAGAGAGAGAGAGAGGGGCAAAGAGAGAAAUCGAGAGAAGGUUAGAGGAGGGGAGGUUACAGUAGGUGUUUCACAGUGAUGGCUUUCAGAUGCUAUUGGGACUGGACACCUUGUUUCCACACAUGAGCAAGGGCUCAUGUGUGGAAACAAGGUUAGAAUCUGGUUUCCAACAGCCUUUUAGAUCUGUUAUAAAGAUUAUAUGAACAGGAAUCCCUACUGAAACGAUCAGCAUGGCUGGUCACCAGCAUAUUGUGUUUCGGAUGUUAGAAUGCUAGUUUCCCCACCAGGCUUAACUAGCUUAACCAACUAACUGGUAAACUAACUUCAUCAGAAACAACAUCUUUUCCACCAUCAGGCCGAACUGUUCUGAGCAUGGUAACCGUUUCAGUAGCAUUUCCACUUGAGCACAAACCACUUUAAGUAUGGUUUGAUUACAAACUGUACCCAGCCUGGAAAAGUUUAACAAACCAUACUCAGGAUAGAGAACCAUUCUGGGGUAAUUUUCCAUACAACGACGUUACUCACUGCUUAACCACCAUAGUACCAUGCAUCUGGAAAAAUUAACUAGCUUGUAGUUACUAUAAUGCACAUCCAUCCUUCUAACCACGUUGGUUCAACAAUAUAGAGUUGUUAUUAAUGAAGUUACGCAGGGGGUGAAGUAAUAAUUACCACAAAUCUUAAAUUAUAAUAGCUUAUUUAUGCAUACACCAGAAAGCCGUUUAAUGCCAGAAAUCUGCUGAAGACACGAAAGCAGCAUGCACUUUGUAAUGCCACAGAUACAUUGCUCUGCAAUAGCUUGGUUUCCCUCUACAUCGGACUUUGGGGUUCCCCUGACGCACUUGAUCAAAUAUGCACAUGCUCACUCUUCAAAAACAUAUUAACACCACUUGUGCAUAAACAUAACAAAUAAAAGCCGUAUUCUAUGACAGAAAUGGUGUGAGAUAAAGCGCUUUCUUUUAACAGACUUUAAUACCUUCAAUGGUUGCAUUUGCAUUUACAUGACGUUUCGGAAACCCAGAAUAAAUCCUUUUCUUAAAUGUAUGAAAACAUAAUGAAAGGUAAUAUGGAAUUUAAGAUAUAGAAGCCUCAGUGAAGUGAAAUUAUGUCCACACAGCAAAUUUCCAGGGAACUAUGCUUAAAGCUACUAUGGUAAAGAGUUGCGGUUUAAAGCAUACAAAUUUUCGAUGUUGUUUGCAAAUGUUUGUUGGAACUAUGGUUUCGGGAAGUUCCAAUUCGUUAAACUGUGUUGGUAACGAUGGAACUUAAGACCAUAGUUGGCUAACAAUGCUUUUGGGAAGCACAACACUGGUGAAAUGCUUGUAGUGAUGUGGCAACUCAUGAUUGGUCAAUUGCUCAGUCAGUCCAUUCUAAUCCUGAUUUCACAGCACUACGGUGGAAAAAGAAACCGUAUCCAUGCCAACGAGCCCAGGAAUGGAACGGCUCAGUUCUGCAACAAAACCCAUUUGGCCUGAUGGUGGAAAUGCAGUUAUUGUGUUGGUCAACCAGCUUCACCAACUAGGUUUUGCAGGUGAAAUGCAUGUCUAUGCCGGUCCAACAACUAGAUCAGCUCUAGAUGACCACUAACCAUCAUACCAACUAGCAUGCACCAGUUUGGAAUUUCAUGCUGGCCUAAGCUGGUCUUUUCAGAUAGGGUUGUGAAAAACUACCAAUAUUAUUAUUAUUAAUAUUAUUAUUAUUAUUUCUACCUACUUUUGUACUUCUCAGAUUGCUCAAUACAACACAAAACUAGGGACAGCUAAUUUACAAAUAGCUCAUCUCUAGUGAAAAUGACCGUACUGUGCCUUAAAUGUUAACUUGUUUAAUCUGUUUGCUGUGUUUGUGGAUAUUUGUGACUGAACCGGUUUAAUCCAAAAAGAUGUUUUUUGUAAAAAAAAAAAAGAAAAGGAAGGGAGUGAGCAAAAGAAAGAGAUAAAGAUUUAGAAUUUAGAAAAGCUUGAAAAUGUUGAAUGUUCAUUCUUUAACAUCAUAGGCACAUAAAAAAUGCAUGACAUGGGUUGCUGACGGUAAUCUUGUUUACAUGCAGUGGGUUUUUACAAAGAAUGCAUGAGGCCCUGAAAGUGGCCAUAAUGUUUAAAAUAUUCCUAAUCCUUUUAGCACCCUGAACGUUUGAGUAUUUUGACAUUCAAGAGACAAAGCCUCCUAAUCGACUCCACACCAGCUGAGAGUAUCACAGACAAAUACCUCAAAAUAAAGACAUUUAAGUCUGUUGUCUUGAGGUCCCCACUGAUUCAAGUCAUUAUUGGCAUGGUACAAAUGAAAGCAUUCUCAUUUUGUGUUUUUGCAAAAAAACAUUUCUAGGAUGUUUAUGCAGUUUCUCGACAGUUUUUAAAAAAAAAUUAUUUCUUAAAAUAUAUAACGGCAGACCCUCAGACAAAAGUAAAACGUAUACAAGCAACAGUGUUGAAAAGGAAUAAGGCUGGGACAGUUUGCUUGAAAUUUUAAACAUUGUUCAGUUCGGAUGUGUGUGUUAUUUUUGUGAAAUAUGUUCAGAAUAAAGGAAUGAUCAUUCCCAGCUCACAUUGUUCCCUUUAUCUCCUUGUGAUGUGAUUAUAUCUGGCACACAGCUU
Messenger RNA from Xyrauchen texanus (razorback sucker), 3960 nucleotides. Its product is annotated as SERTA domain-containing protein 4-like. NCBI's taxonomy places the organism in Eukaryota, Metazoa, Chordata, Actinopteri, Cypriniformes, Catostomidae. Gene Ontology annotation, cellular component: nucleus. The record is from RefSeq and is a predicted model, not a curated record. Bases 486 to 1451 code for a protein of 321 amino acids. The transcript has 4 exons.